AAAAGAAAUUAAAAAAAACUCUCCCAAAGCCUGUCUCUCUCGUCCUCCCUCUCUAUAUAUCCAUCAUAGCAAACACUCUUUCUCCCUCUUAGAACUUGGGAAACAAAAUGGGUCAGGGAACUCCGGGCGGUUUGAACCGGCAAGGCCUACCGGGCGACCGAAAGCCCAACGGCAACGACAAGAAGGAGAAGAAGUUCGAGCCGGUGGCUCCGCCGGCCCGAGUGGGCCUCAAGCAGCGGAAACAGAAGGGUCCAGAAGCGGCGGCGAGGCUUCCGACGGUGACGCCGCUGACCAAGUGCAAGCUCUGGCUACUGAAGCUGGAGCGGAUUAAGGAUUACCUGCUUAUGGAGGAGGAGUUUGUGACGAACCAGGAGUGGCUGAAGCCUGAGGAGGAGAAGGCCGAGGAGGACAGAUCUAAGGUCGACGAUCUACGUGCCUCACCCAUGAGUGUCGGCAAUCUCGAGGAGCUGAUCGACGAGAACCACGCGAUUGUUUCGUCGACGGUAGGGCCCGAGUACUAUGUGGAGGUCCUCUCCUUUGUCGAUAAGGACCAGUUGGAGCCUGGGUGCGCCAUUUUGAUGCACAAUAAGCUUAAUCUUGGUGUGGAUGAGAGUAUACUCUGUUUGUAUUGAAGAAAGAUGGGAAAGCUAUUGUUGGGGAGGCCACCAUUGAGGCAAACACGGUGUAUGGUGCGUUGCGGGGGUUAGAGACUUUCAGCCAAUUGUGUACUUUUGACUAUGAAACUAAAUCCAUGCAAGUACAUAAGUCACCAUGGAACAUACGAGACAAACCAAGGUUUGCAUAUCGAGGGCUUUUGCUUGGUGCAACUAUAGUUCAUGGAGUUCAAAACUUGUGGGUUUCACAACCCCCUCCAAAUAUUCAAUAUGCAGCUAUAGUGAUUGGUGGUUCGUUUAUUAUUGAAGGCACUUCUCUUCUUGUUGCCAUACAAGCUGUCAAGAAUGGUCCUGCUGCUGA
Molecule: messenger RNA, 975 nt
Organism: Rosa chinensis
Lineage: Eukaryota; Viridiplantae; Streptophyta; Magnoliopsida; Rosales; Rosaceae
Product: 26S proteasome regulatory subunit 4 homolog A-like
Exons: 5
Coding region: 108-632 (174 amino acids)
Source: RefSeq, a predicted model, not a curated record